AUGGUGAUCCAGCAGAUGUUUAAAAUGGUGGUUGGCGGUACUGCUGUUGUUAUAACAGCGUGCCUUGGUGCACUUUAUGUGUACCAGAGCAAGCUGGUGUAUCCUUCAUGGGCGCAAGGCGCGCGAAAGCACGUUGACACGCCAGACCUGUACGGGUUGCCCUACCAGGAGCUGCGACUGCGGACGCGCGAUGGAGUGGAGAUCCGGGCGUUCGACAUUCGGAAUCUAAGGUCUAAGGGUACGAUUUUGGUGCUGGCGCCCAACGGGGGCAACAUCGGGUACUUUCUUUCGGUGGCGGAGCUGCUGUACCGGCAGAUGGGGCUGUCUGUGUUUCUGUACUCGUACCGCGGAUACGGGUACUCGGAGGGCGAGCCGAGCGAGCAGGGUCUAAAGCUGGACGCCGACCGCGUGAUGGAAUACAUGCGGAAGGACGAGUUCUACCGGACGCAGCGACUGGUUCUGUAUGGGCGCUCGCUGGGGGGAGCGAAUGCGCUAUAUAUUGCGCGCAAGUACGGUGCGCAGUGCGACGCGCUGAUUCUUGAAAACACGUUCCUUUCGAUUCCUAAGGUGAUCCCGUACGUGUUUCCCUAUCUUCGGUACGUGUCGUUCCUCUGCCGGGAGGUGUGGAACUCGGAGGAGGAGAUCCGGCUUGUGGACGAGACCAUACCAAUUCUGUUUCUGAGUGGCCUGAAAGACGAAAUAGUGCCCCCCAGCCACAUGCAAGCGCUGUACAGCUUGUCGAAAUCCUCCGGCAAGAAGUUUGUGACGUUUGCAGACGGAUAUCAUAACGACACGAUAAUACAGAAUGGCUACUGGGACGUGGUCCACGACUUCCUGCAAAAACACGACGUCAUCUAG
Eremothecium gossypii ATCC 10895 is the source of this 858-nucleotide messenger RNA. RefSeq lists its product as uncharacterized. Gene Ontology annotation, cellular component: membrane. The coding region runs from base 1 to 858 and encodes 285 amino acids. Gene Ontology annotation, molecular function: palmitoyl-(protein) hydrolase activity. Lineage: Eukaryota; Fungi; Ascomycota; Saccharomycetes; Saccharomycetales; Saccharomycetaceae. The transcript has a single exon. The record is from RefSeq and is marked provisional.